AUGGAUACUUCAGGUCUGCUUGAUACGUCGAAUACAACAGAUACUAUCAUUGACAAAACAAAUAAGUUGAAAAUUAGUUCAGCGGUAGAAAGUAAAGAUGAAAGCAAUAAGGACGGUUCAUCUGCAUCGAAAAAACCGCUUACUAAAGGUAUUGUAAAUUUAGAACACGGAACAGGAGCUCCUUCACAACAAACAAGUACAAAA
Messenger RNA from Cercopithifilaria johnstoni, 204 nucleotides. The record is from the annotation of a GenBank genome assembly. NCBI's taxonomy places the organism in Eukaryota, Metazoa, Nematoda, Chromadorea, Rhabditida, Onchocercidae.